Molecule: messenger RNA, 692 nt
Organism: Diceros bicornis minor
Lineage: Eukaryota; Metazoa; Chordata; Mammalia; Perissodactyla; Rhinocerotidae
Gene: POMP
Product: proteasome maturation protein
Exons: 6
Coding region: 73-588 (171 amino acids)
Biological process (GO): proteasome assembly
Cellular component (GO): cytoplasm; nucleus
Source: RefSeq, a predicted model, not a curated record
GCCCCGCGCUGCUCCCUCACGUCGACCCGCGCCCUACUUCCUUCCUCGCCCGGACGGACGCACUUCCGGCGGAUGUGGGGGGGCAGCCCCGGAAACGGAAGUGAGCGGCGGGGCCGGCUGACGGUAACCGGGCUGAGAGGCUGCGCGCAGAGCGUGUUGAAGAUGAAUGCCAGAGGACUCGGAUCUCAGCUAAAGGACAGUAUUCCAGUUACUGAACUUUCAGCAAGUGGACCUUUUGAAAGUCAUGAUCUUCUUCGAAAAGGUUUUUCUUCUGUGAAAAAUGAGCUUUUGCCCAGUCAUCCUCUUGAAUUAUCAGAAAAAAAUUUCCAGCUCAACCAGGAUAAAAUGAAUUUUUCCACACUGAGAAACAUCCAGGGUCUGUUUGCCCCACUAAAAUUACAAAUGGAAUUCAAGGCAGUACAGCAGGUUCAGCGUCUUCCAUUUCUUCCAAGCUCAAACCUUUCACUAGAUAUUUUGAGGGGUAAUGAUGAGACUAUUGGAUUUGAAGAUAUUCUUAAUGACCCAUCACAAAGUGAACUAAUGGGAGAACCACACUUGAUGGUGGAAUAUAAACUCGGUUUACUGUAGUGCAGUGUGUGCUGUUCGUGAAAAGAGAGUGGCUGCAUCUUGUUUAUAGUUGUCUUUGUACUGUAAUUUGAUGUGCACAACAUUAAAAGUACUACACGUGAGAA